Messenger RNA from Juglans regia (Persian walnut), 1730 nucleotides. RefSeq names its product acyl-CoA thioesterase 2-like. The record is from RefSeq and is a predicted model, not a curated record. Gene Ontology annotation, molecular function: fatty acyl-CoA hydrolase activity. The transcript has 17 exons. The coding region runs from base 105 to 1397 and encodes 430 amino acids. Gene Ontology annotation, biological process: acyl-CoA metabolic process; fatty acid catabolic process. Lineage: Eukaryota; Viridiplantae; Streptophyta; Magnoliopsida; Fagales; Juglandaceae.
UUAUUUUUUAAGUACUGUCAUCGCUUUCUUUGUAACGUCUCUGACUCUCAAGAAAAGAAAAUACUACAGGCUCUGACUUCAACAACUCCAAAAUCAUCUUGUCCAUGGACGCCGAAGCAGCAGUGAUCGAAUUUUUGGGCUGCGUCCCGUUGCUACAACGGCUACCGGGCUCGUCUCUGAAGAAGAUCGCAGAAGUUGUCCUCGUCAAACGUUAUGAUGGUGGAGAGUAUAUCGUUUGUGAGGGUGAAAGAGGAGAUGGAGUUUACUUUAUAUGGGAAGGAGAGGCUGAAGUUUUCAGAUCCAUUACUGGCGAUGAAGAAAGUCAUACAGAGUUCCAAUUGAAGUGCUAUGAUUAUUUUGGUUACAGCACAUCUACAUACAUCCAUCAUGCGAAUGUAAUUGCUUUGUCCAAGCUGACAUGCUUAGUGCUACCCCAUGAACAUUGUAGUUUGCUGCAGAAAAAAUCGAUAUGGAGCACAGAUAAAAGUCUUGAGACCUGCUUAUCUAUGGAAAGUAUAUUAAACUUGGAGCCAAUAGAAGUAGAUAUAUUUCAGGGGAUCAACUUGCCAGAUGCACCCAAGUCUGAAAGGGUUUUCGGCGGACUACUUAUUGGACAGGCACUGGCUGCAGCGUCAAAAACUGUUGAUUUUCUAAAGGUUGUCCAUGGUUUGCACGCGUAUUUUCUUAUUGGCGGGGACUUUGAUGAGCCAUUUAUAUAUGAAGUUCAUCGGCUACGUGAUGGAAAAAGCUUUGCUACCCGAAGAGUAGAUGCAAUCCAAAAGGGAAACAUGAUAUUCACAUUGCUCGCUUCAUUUCAAAAAGAAGAAGAAGGGUUUGACCACCAAGAAGCAACAAUGCCUGCUGUACCCCCGCCAGGGAUGCUUUGGCCAAUGGAGGAGGUUCAUGAGAGCUUCCUUACCAAUCCACUUCUUCCAAGGACUUAUCGGAACAUGGUGGCGACAGGAAAAUAUAUCCCUUGGCCCAUAGAGAUACGUUUUUGUGAGCCCAGCACUUCAACAUAUGGGAUUAAAUCUCCUCCAAGUUUGAGGUAUUGGUUGAGAGCAAAGGAUAAACUCUCUGAUGACCAGGCUUUGCAUAGAUGUGUUGUGGCAUAUGCAUCAGAUCUAAUAUUUCUUAAUGUAAGUUUGAAUCCCCACCGUAGGAAGGGUUUGGAGACGAUUUCUGCUAGUCUAAACCACUCGAUGUGGUUCCACCGGUCGGUCAGAGCUGAUGAUUGGAUAUGUUUUGUGAUCUACAGUCCUGUUGCCAACAAUGCACGGGGCUUUGUUUCGGGCCAAAUGUUCGAUAGAAAGGGAGAGCUUCUUGUAUCAUUAACUCAAGAGGGCCUAAUUAGGAAGGAUAGAAGUCCAAAUCCACCUGUCACAUCGAAGCUGUAAACUGAGCACCUGUACGUACAGGAGAGACCUCUUACUAUGUAUCUCUGUCAUCUUCACUAGUUUUAAAUAGAAGUCUGGUCACAUGUUUUUCAAAAAUUGCUCCCUAUAAUUGUCUUGUUUACGGCUUCUACUUGUCGUUGUCUGAUGGCUUGUGGGUGACUUGAGUAGAGAAAUAGUUGCAGAUUUAGUUCUGCACACCGUGCUCAGGGGGGAACCUUACGUUCUCCCAUUGUAUUCCAAGUUGUAAUGGUAACUAGGGCUCCUGAUUCCACCUAGUGAACUCAUCCUUUUCAUGUUUAAUGAAAAGGGUUGUGUUGAUUUUUUCUCUUAAAA